Messenger RNA from Rubroshorea leprosula, 805 nucleotides. NCBI's taxonomy places the organism in Eukaryota, Viridiplantae, Streptophyta, Magnoliopsida, Malvales, Dipterocarpaceae. The record is from the annotation of a GenBank genome assembly.
GGAUGUAAGUAAUGAAAUUCAAGAGACCUUGGGUAGAAGCUAUAAUGUGCCAGACGACAUUGAUGAGGACGAACUCAUGGGUGAACUUGAUGCUCUAGAAGAGGACAUGGGAAGAGAAGCUGAUGGAGUGCCUUCUUAUCUCCAACCUGACAAGGAGGAACCUGAUUUGGAUGCAGAGCUCAACCUUCCUUCAGCACCUACAGGACAUGCUGCACCAGCUGGCAGAUCCAAUGCUCGGGCUGAGGAUGAAUUUGGUCUACCUACUGUUCCUCAAGCAUCUCUCCGCAGUUAGGAAAAUAAGCUGUGAUCAUCUUGUGCAUUACUGCAUAUAUUGAAGUGAGGAAGCUGCAUGGAGCAAGCCCUUGUAAACAAUAUAUCGUGCAGAAUUUACUCCAAUUGCUAAUGUGAUUUAAUUUGGUUUUAGGGGUUGGGUUUGUAAUAAGCAGUCGGUGAAGGCAUUUUGUUAAGAGGACAAAAACUGUGUCAAUGGAAACAUUGGUGCCAGGUUUGAAGAGUCAGGACAAGACAGAACCUCACAGGUGGGUGGUACAGGAAAUGAGAAGACACCUGAUUCUGUUAUUUACUUAGCAAAUUCUUAUUGGUGGUCUUGCUGUUAAUAAUAAUCUUCUAUUAUCUACGUAUUUCUUUUUGGUUUUUACUAAACUUCCGUACAGGAGAAUGUUCUUGUGGUUUAGUAGUUAUUUCUCUCUUGUAAAGAAUUUCUUAUGCAAAGUUUAGCAAGUGAGCAUGUGUGGAGUUUGAGUUCUACCUCCAAUGUUCAAAAAAAUAAAAUAAAAUAAACUCU